GUUCGGAGGGACAACAGCCGCACCGGAAUCGUAUAACCGAGAAAUUAGGGGUUUUUUUUCGAACGAUAUCGACGAGUAGAACAAGAUCUAGAUUUCUGUCUGUAAACAGUACAAUCUGCUAUACAUCCAUUGAUUUCUAGGGAAGCAGUUGUCUGAGUUUGAUCAGAGUUUUUGAAAUUGCAAUGGCUGUUUGAGUGAAUGUUUCCAUUGAAGAACAAGGCUGUUAAACUCAAAUUUGGAGCUUAUUUAACUUCCACAACCUGAUUGAAGCCCACAUUUACUGAAGUACAUCUUGUAGAGAAAUAAACCAUCUUCGUAUUUAACAUCUCGAAAGCAAUUCAUGGCUGGCAAUGGCCCGCCAACCUUAGGCCGUGUGAAGCUCACAGACUUGAUAGCUUCUGAAGGACUUCCUUCCGACACAUAUAAACUGUCGGUUUCAACUCUCUCACAAUCACUUGCUCAAUACUCUGCUGCCAUCAUCCAAUUGCCACCUAGUGACGGCGCUCUCUUAAGGUGUUGCCUGGAAUCCGCUCGACCAUACUUUACUCAAAAACCUGCAUACCCACCUGCAAAUAUGAUUCACAUUAACGACUCCCGUGAAUGGUGCAAAACCUCUGGAUACUCUGCAGAUCCCCAGUUGUGGCAAGAAAGUUACGAUUACAGACCUGGGCUAACUUCCAUAGAAAACCACAAUGAAAUUGAACUCCCACCUGCUGGGUUGGCUGACAUAUUCGUGCUACUGGGAAAAGCAGCCCGUGAUAUCCUCGAUGCAAUCAGUUUUUAUUUAAAUCUACGUAGCUGUGCCUUCACUGAAAUACUUGAUAAUAUUCCUCUGAGAAAUAGGGAAAUUUCAUCUUCGGUGUUGUCGGUUGGGUGUCACGCGAGGCCUUCUUUUCAGGGAGGUCAACACCAAAACUUGACUACCCAAGAGGAUGGGCAGCUAGUUAUGUUCUCGGACCGUGAGCAUCAAGUUGACAAAAGUCUUAUAUCGCUUAUUAAGUCAGAUAAAGCGGGUCUUCAUAUCCGAGAUUUUAACGGUCGUUGGGUGCUUGUGGACGGUGAUCUUGGUCCCGAAGAAGCUAUUGUGUACCCUGGACUUGCUUUGUACCAUGCUACGGCUGGCUAUGUCAGUCCUGCACUUCAUAGGACCGAUAUCGGCAAUUUACAUGGUAACAUGUGUGGGCGGUGUUCAAUUUCGUUCAAACUCAUGCCUAAAUCGAUGACGAGUCUUAAUUGUUCGGAAAUGAGAGCGGCUGGUCAUGGUGUUGAAGCUCAGUUCCAGGUUCCAGUAUCGGUUGAUGACUUUAUGCAGAGAUCACACUCGUUGGAUCAACUUUUUAACAGAAACAGUUUCCCGAGUUUCAGUUUUCCUACAGCCCAAGAUGGAUCUAUGAAACCGUUAAUGAAGAGAAAGAAGAACAAUUCUCGGUGUAAACCGUUGCCGCCCUCUAAGAGAUUGCGGCUUGAAGCGCAGAGAGUCCUUAAAGAGCGGGUUCAAGACAUGGCUGAUAAGAAAGGCAUUAAGCUCCGAUUCUGCACCCUAAAGGAGUGUGAGAGUCACAUCCACACGCUCGAUAGCCCGUGUGCCAAUAUACGAUUGGAGAUUGGAUGGCCCCCGGGAGUUCCAUUUGUUCAUCCCCAUGACUUACCCAAUAAGGCAAAGAUUGGAUUUCUUGAAACAUAUGAACCUGGUUGGACAGCCAAUCAUGAUAUGGAGCUUAGUUUGAUUGAAGCUGGACAGUCAAGUCAACAUGCUGAAAAUUGAAUGUCUCCUACUUUCAAGAUUGAGCUGUGCGUGCUGCCAAAUGCUCUCUCCUCCUGCUGUCUGAACAGUAUGUAGCUCAUAUCUUUUAAGUUAAAUGUCCAUAGAAACUGCUAUGCUUUCGGGUUUUUUUGACCCCUUAAUUUAGUACGCUAAAGUUAUCUCGAGUGCUUUCGUUCGGUACCUCCAGUAGCCUGAUCUAGGGUUUAAAUCCCUUGUGAAUGUAGUAAUUAUCCUGCUGAUGAUCGUUGUUGAUUGUCAUCCAUUAGUCACGACUUUUGGGAUCGUUUGUAGGACUUGUCUUCAGUUUCUUUGGUGCCCGCGAGUUUCAUCAUGUUUCAUUGUUAAUCGAGUUUUUUGUAUUAGUUCAAACAGUCAUUUUAUCAGA
Cynara cardunculus var. scolymus (artichoke) is the source of this 2150-nucleotide messenger RNA. RefSeq lists its product as uncharacterized. Lineage: Eukaryota; Viridiplantae; Streptophyta; Magnoliopsida; Asterales; Asteraceae. Bases 341 to 1765 code for a protein of 474 amino acids. The record is from RefSeq and is a predicted model, not a curated record. The transcript is spliced from 5 exons.